UGGUAUGUUUGUUUUCUCCCCUCAUGUAACUGAGAGGAAGGAAAGGAAGAAAGAGAAGUAACUAAGUCAAAUGUGCCUCACUCGGUUGUGGCUGGGGCUAGGGGAUUUGGUUUGGAGGAUCUAAUUUCUGGUCAGUGGCAGCAAAAGGAACAGGAAAGGCAGGCAGAGACAGACACACGGACAUGUCCAUCUCAGCAGCAGGCUGUUGGCUGGUUCUCUGCCUUUUCAUCGCUGACAAACAGUUAUCACUACAAAUCUCUCCCGCCUGUGAGAGUGAGCAACACUAUGAGUAUUCUGGACGGUGCUGCACAAAGUGUGAGCCAGGAAAGUACAUGUCUGCCAAAUGCACUGCCACCUCUGAGACUGUGUGCCAGCCUUGCGGCCCAAACGAAUAUAUGGAUGUCUGGAAUGAAGAAGACAAAUGUUUACUACACAAAAUAUGUGAUGAGGGGAGAGGUUUAAUAGAAGUGAAUCCAGGAAAUAGAACGUUCCAGCGACAAUGUGCAUGUACACUGGGAUACCACUGUAACGAAGACUGUGAUUACUGUCUGCGAAAUACAGAAUGUGCUCCAGGAUUUGGCGUUCAGCAUCCUGUGCAACGAGACAAGGAUACUGUGUGUGCACCAUGCCGCUGGGGGUACUUCUCAGCCAUCUAUUCAUCCACCGAUGAGUGUAAAUCCUGGACCAACUGCACAGCUCUGGGAACUGCAGAAGGAGUUCCUGGGACUGAUCGGGCAGAUGUAGUUUGCGUGGAACCUACGAUGUCUGUACAACCACAAGAUGAAACAAACAAGAUCUUGUAUGUUCUGAGUGUUCCAGUCCUCUUUGUGAUAUUAAUCAGUAUUAUCAUACUUAUCAUAUAUUACAAAAAUAAGGGGAAAGCACUGACAGCAGAUCUACAGCAGUGGGCUAAUGAAGUAUGCAGUCAAAUAAAAGGGACGAAGGAAUCCCCCCAAGAGCCAUUUGUUAAUAUAAACAUGGUGAACGCUACAAGUCCUCAGCCUUCUGAAGGAAUAUAUUUGCUAGCCCUUGAUGACUAUAUUUUUUCUGAAGACCUCGGUUGCCCAAAUGGGCACACUCUCUAUGGGAAAGGCAGCCCAGAUACAAUCCACUAUGACUUGGGAGAGAACUUCCCAACAUUGUCUUUAGCAACAGAGUCUGAGGAUGACCACUUCAGGCAGAUUCCCAUGGAAGAUGAAUAUGUAGAUAGAGCUCCCCAUGCCCAUGGUUAUUUACCUUUAUUGAGUCAGCCUGACAGUAAAUCUGUGUCACCAUUUUCAGAGCCACUGGAGGUAGGGGAGAAUGAUAGCUUAAGUCAGUGCUUCACAGGAACUGAGAGCAUGGUGGAUUUAACAGGCUGCUAUAGCUCUGAUCCUUCACGCGGCAUGGACUGCAUCCAUGUCUCCUCAGACAAAUACCUACAGAAAUCUUGUCAUUGCACCUGUAGUCAUAUGAAGGAGACAGAGAGAAAGGACACAGAUCACUUCCCAGUGAACCCUGAGUCAGUGAACAACUGCAUGGGCUGUGGGGUUUCAUCUAGGGAAUCUCCUAGGAAGUGGAGCGAACCCUUUUGUGCAGCAGUUGACUAUACCACAGCCUCACCGGAAAAUGGACUUUAUCCACAGUGCACCUGUGGCUUGGACUUUCCCUCUGCAGGUCAGAGUACUUUAGCAAGCAAUCCUGGCAUGGAAGAUACUCCCUCUGAAGGUACUGACACAAAGUACCAGAAAACAAACGGAAGCACUUCUGGGGCAAAUUGUAGCACUUCAGAACUCCCACAAGCAUCGGGAAAUGUGACUGGAAACAGUAACUCGACAUUUAUAUCAAGUGGACAAGUAAUGAAUUUUAAGGGUGAUAUAAUUGUUGUCUAUGUUAGUCAAAACUCCCAAGAGGGGACAGCCGCUACUGGAACAGCUGAUGAGAAUGUGGGGAGUCCAGUGCAAGAGGAAAACCUGAACCGCUGCGAGACUUUUGCAGGCAACACCCAACAAUACAAAGAAAAAUAUGCUGAUGCUAAUCCAGCCUGCGCUGCAGAGAACGAAGGACUAAAUAGCACGGGGGAAUAUGAGAGAAGGCUGGGGCCUGUGGUUCAAGAAGAAAACCAAGACAGUCAGGACAGGAAGUGCUGCCACAGUGGGGCCUUUCAACCUGUGCAAGAGGAAGGAAAGCCAGGACAAUUUUCAGAGAAAGCAUUGCACUGAUGGGAAUCAACAGCUGUUUGCUCACUCUUAGUAUUUGACUGAAACACCAUUAAUACUGAGGGACUGUAUAACAGCCAGUGAAUGAUAUUAAUGGUCUGCACAGUUGUGUUAGCUGCUCAGAGGCCUGGUUGCCAUGACUGGUUCAUUAGAUCUGAGACCUUUAUUAUUCCUGGUGUCUCUUGGGGACUUCAUCAAAUGGAACCGACAAUUCCAUGGUAAAUGCCUGUGAUGCUAUCACUGUGGAAAUUAUUAGUGAAGACAGACACAAGUGUAAAGCUGCUAUCACUGCAGAAAUAUUUGAUGGGAAGGAAAUCUACUUCCCCACAAUUGUACAGGUUGUUCAAGACUUGCUGUCCAUUCCCUUAUCCUUGGGACAUAAAGUGGAAGACUUUAA
This is a messenger RNA of Malaclemys terrapin pileata, 2595 nucleotides long. RefSeq names its product TNF receptor superfamily member 11a (gene TNFRSF11A). Lineage: Eukaryota; Metazoa; Chordata; Testudines; Emydidae. Gene Ontology annotation, cellular component: external side of plasma membrane. The record is from RefSeq and is a predicted model, not a curated record. Gene Ontology annotation, molecular function: tumor necrosis factor receptor activity; cytokine binding. The transcript has 10 exons. Gene Ontology annotation, biological process: positive regulation of bone resorption; ossification; response to interleukin-1. Bases 183 to 2201 code for a protein of 672 amino acids.